UUACGCCAAAGUGAUAAGGUUUACAUCGUCAGACAAACGGGAAGAUUUCGGAAGGGAAACAACCGAUUUUAAUGACCAAGAAGAAGAAGAAAUAAAAGAUUACUCGCACAUUUGCAGCAGUGUGUGUUGAAUAUGUAUUUUCAAGAAUCUUUCUCUCCAGCCGAUUCUCAGUAACUGGCCGAAGUGAGCACAACCUCCUCUGCCAGACUGGUUUCGACCUGACGGAGGAAGCAUGGAGGUCAGGUCAUCGGAGCCCGCAGCUGACCUCCCUCGGACCCCGUCGGGAAGUGAGGCCCCGAACCGGAAACUCUUUCAGACCACGCUGACCAACUUCUUCACCGAGAAACGUAUUUCAAGAGGAAACCCCAAGGUGAAAGAGGAAAAGGAAGGGGAAGCCUCGGACACGACACAGCCCGCUAAGACGCCAAGCCAAAAGAAGAAGAAGAAGAAGGGAGAAAGCAAGACUGGCAAGAGAGACAAGAACGAUGGCGAGAGGAAAGGGAGAACCAGGAAGACCAACAAGAACGAUGGAGAGAGGGAAGCGAAUGCGAGCAAGGGGAACCGGAAUGAGGGAGAGAGAAGAAGGAAAAGAAAGCAGAACUCCAAAGGGGAUGGAGGACAAGACCUAAGCCUCAGCCAGAGCACCGUGGAACAAAAGAACGUCCUGCGCGAGGGUGAGAGAGGGAACGGGAACGCCGACGACCCUGCCGGCAAUGGGGGGAGGGGGAACCAGCAGCCUGAGGAAGGGGACGAAGGGGCCGCCCAACCUGACGAAGAGCCAGCGCCUGUUGGGGUGCAAGAAGAAUACAUCGCGGUCGUACUAGAACUUGAGACCACAGACUUUGCGCACCGGACAGCCGAUAUCCUUCAGAUCGCCGCCACGCCCUGGCUGGAGAACGGCGGCCAGGGCGAGGCGUUCACCGUGCACGCCCUCCCGUCGCAGCCGAUCAAACGGUACGCGGCGAAGGUGAACGGGUACUUCUUCGACGGGGCGUCGCUGUGGCGUUUCGGCGAAGCGGUGCCGGCGGUGAGUCUCCUGGAGGGCCUCCGGCGGUUCCUGGACUGGCUGCGAAGUCUGGGCCCCACCAAGAAGCUCCUGGUCUGCCACUCCGCCCAGAGGUUCCACUCGCCGAUCCUGGAGAGGCACGUCGACGCCCAGGGACUCCGGGAGGAAUUCGAGGACGCGGUGGUGGGAUUCUCCGACACCCUGGGAGUCUUCCGGGAGCUCGACCCCGAGCGGAGGGCCUCCAAGUCCUCUUUUAGGAGGGAUGACCUCGUCCAAGACUACCUGGGAGAAAAAAUCGAGCGGCAUGACUGUGUGGACUCUGUUCGCCACCUGGCAAGCCUCUUGAGUUACUUUAAGGCGCAGGAAGUCAUAAGGAGGCAUAGCUUCUACACGGGCUACUCUCCUCACCUCCGCCCCCAGUGAAGUGGACAGUCCUCCCAUAAUCAAAUUGCAAUUUAUGCUAUGCUUCGUUGGCAUAAUUUUGCUGGAAAGUUUAAUGAUGUUUUAUGCCAAUGUCUUUCAAGUGUGCUCUAAUCAGAGAUCGCAGCGC
Molecule: messenger RNA, 1556 nt
Organism: Penaeus vannamei (Pacific white shrimp)
Lineage: Eukaryota; Metazoa; Arthropoda; Malacostraca; Decapoda; Penaeidae
Biological process (GO): DNA catabolic process
Cellular component (GO): cytoplasm
Molecular function (GO): nucleic acid binding; 3'-5'-DNA exonuclease activity
Source: RefSeq, a predicted model, not a curated record